Guillardia theta CCMP2712 is the source of this 5214-nucleotide messenger RNA. RefSeq lists its product as hypothetical. The transcript is spliced from 12 exons. Gene Ontology annotation, molecular function: protein binding. The coding region runs from base 1 to 5214 and encodes 1737 amino acids. The record is from RefSeq and is a predicted model, not a curated record. Lineage: Eukaryota; Cryptophyceae; Pyrenomonadales; Geminigeraceae.
AUGAAAGCGCUUCAAAUCUUCAAGGAUGGCGGGAAGGAAAGGAAACUUCAUCGAUUAUGCGCAGGAAAUGAAGCUCUCCUGGCAAAAGAAUGCGCGUUGAAGGAGAGGAGUGCUAUCUGUGCCAAGGACGAGCGAGGGUUGACUCCGAUACAUGUUGCCUGCUGCAACCUCAACUCUCAGGCUCCGGACAUUGUGGACGCCAUAGUCUCGAUCGACCCACUCUCCUGCCGUCAGGUGGACAACCUGAAGCAGCUGCCGCUGCACAUCGCGUGCAGGAAUGAGGGCGGGGAGGAGGGAGACACCCCCAACGUCGUCAAGUUGGUGAGGGUCCUCGUCAAGUACUACCCCCAGGCCGUGACUGAAGAGGACAUGGAUGGGUUGCUGCCUGUUCAUUGGGCAAUGCGGAACCCUGUCAAGGGCAUCAGCGAGGCAGUGGAGCUUCUCCUCAAGAUCUACCCUGACAGUGCCGUCGCCCAGCCCUACUGCAUUGGAGGCCUCGGGGUCGACAGCUUCUGGAACGAGCUGGCUGAGAUCUUGAGGAGGACAGACGGGUUGCAACAGAGGAGGGAAACCUUGUCGAAUGCUGUGAUCGCCAAGACGAGGUCAUGGCCGACGGGGCAUUCGAACAUGGCGGCGUUCGAUUGCGCGUACGAGGACAUCAGGUUCAUGUGCCCUGUGCUGCAGAUGAAGAGGAUCUUCUUCACCGCUCUGAGGGACCGGGUCGCGAUGCUCUACAACCAGGGCCAGAAGAGAACGCAUAAAAGGAAGUCCUUGCAGGCGUUUGCCUCCUCUUACUGCGACAAGCUGGUCGGGAAGAAGAGCUCUGCGUCGAGUGAGGAGGGCGUCUCGAGGGCGCACCCGUCCCUGAGCACGUCCUCCAUUUUCACGACAGACAAUCUGGUGUUCUACAGAGAGUGGUUGGUGGCAUCCUCCGACCUCCCCCAGCUCCUGUUGAAUGUGAAGCACUUGCCGCAGAUUUACACCCCCAGUCUGAUAGGAUCCCUUACUUCCAUGCAGGAUGCCUGGUACAGGAAGCUGCAGCGGAUCGCUCCCAAGGAUAUCCUCGUGCUGCGCGAGCACAUGCCGGUGCACCUAGUAGCGGCGCACGAGGGGGAAGACGCGGUGUUGAUGCUGGAUCUGCUGAUGAACCUGGACAAGAGAGGGAUGGAAAUGCGCAACUGCCUUGGGCAGAGCCCUCUGCAUGUCGCAUGCAGCAACGAGAGCGAGUUCGCGGAGGAGUUGGUGUCGAAGAUCUUGGAGAACAACCCUGAGACAGCCUUUGCGCAAGACCACAAGGGAAUGCUCCCCCUCCAUCACAUCUGCUUGAACAGCGGGCCCGUGGCAGGAUCGAUAGCAGGCAGGCUCAUCUCUGUGUACGCUCCUGCUGCCCAGGUCGCGGACGACUUCGGUCGCCUCCCCAUCGAGUGCAUCCCCUUCUCUGCCAGCGACAGCGUCGGAGAGCUGAUCAAGUCUGUGGUGCGAGCGUUCCCUGCGGGAGCAAGGAUCCUCGACAAGGAGGGGAACAACAUCCUCCACCGGGCGAGCAGGUCGAUAGGGCUGAAUCCCAAGAUCCCAGACAUCCUUGAGUCUUUCUUGGACCUCAAAAUUCGUCCCAACGCAUGCUCCCUCUACAACUUCGAGAAGAUGCUCCCCAUGCACAUCGCGGCUGUCUCGCAGGAGGAGGACGCGUCUCGGUGCAUCGAGAUGCUGGCAGACGCUUACAUCCCCGGCUCGUGGGCACAGGACGCCAACGGCGACACCUCCUUGCACAUCGCGAUCCGCAACAGGAACUUGGAGUCCGUGCGGGUGCUGACAAACAAGGGGAGGGACAAGGCCCAGCACAUUCAGAAUUCAGAGCACAAGUUUCCUCUCAACCUCGCGAGCUCUCGAGCUUUCCGUGAGGUGAUCUGUCACCGGGGCAACAGCGAGCAGGGCGAUACGUUCCCCAGGAGGAUUGCGGACUUCCUGUCCAUCGUCUGGUUCGGCGUGUCCAUCGUCGGCACCGUCCGCACAGUGAAGGGGACGAGCUUCUGGUGGUUCCAGAUGCAGAUUGCGCUGCUGGUCGCGUGGUUUGCAGUGUCCUUGCUGUACCUUCUUGUGGUGCUGCACGUGAUACAGCGGGGGAAUUGGGUGUCAAAGUUGAUCAUCAAGGUCAUCCCAGCGCUCAAGGAGCACCAGGGGUUCCUCUUCAUCAUGCCGCUCUCCAUUCUCCAGGUCUACUUCAACCUCAAGUACUUCGACAGCUUCCAGCUCUCCGACCAGAUCGUCCUCGCGUCAGCGUGCGUGCUCGUCUCGCAGCUCGCGCUGCUGGAGGACGGCUCUCGCUUCCAUGCUCUGGAAGUCGUGCAGGGCCUGUCCUACCUCGAGGUCUUUGUCCUCUUCCUCUUCCGUGUCAUGGAGUUCAUGGCUCGAGUGACCGUGCUCGCCAUCGCUGCCCUCGACCUCGUCCACUGCAACGAGGAGACUUGCACUGUGAAGGAGACGGUGGCUAUCAUCUUCUUUGUCGAAGUCGCCCUCCUCCUCGUCUUCCUCCGCGUCACAGCCUCUCAAACCUUGCUCAGCACGGAUUUCACAGAGCAGUUCUUCCUUGGAGCUUCCAUCGUCUUCAAUCUUAUGGCUGUGUUCUCCACUCCUCCCCAGACCAUGAUCACGUAUCUGGGGCUGGUGCAGUCGGAAACAGCCUUCAUUGGAGAAGUCAAGCUCCUCGAUGCAUUCAUCCUCCUCUCCAUCCGCGCCCUCUCCAACUGCGCCUACCUUGCCGUUGCCUACAAGCUGGAUCCGGCCUACAGCCUCUGGGAGAAUCAGACGAAGACGCUGGUCAUGAUCGCUGCCAUCAUCAGCAUACCAGGGCAGAUGUUGUUCGCGUACAUCCGGUACAUCCUGUGGAGCACGAUAGAGCAACAGGUGGACGUGCGGUUCAAGCUCAUGAGCAAGAGAGAGAAGAUCCUCAACUCGCGCAGUCACGACACGUCGGCCAACGAUCAGAUGAAGUUGAUCAAUCACUCCAUCCUCACGCUAGGAAAGUUCUACCUCAACUACCGCGCCAGGAUGGAGCGGGAGGAGCAGAUUGUCUCUGACAACUCCGCCGUGAUCGAGACGGAGCCCGGCAUCCCGAAGCGUAUGAAGAGAGCUAGAGGACGACAGCCGGGCGAGCGUGAAAUUCUCCCACUCAUGAUCCCCGGACAGAAUUUUGACCCAGAGAUGUCGUCGCUGCAUGAGAUUGUCCCCAAGAUCUCGCUGAAAGCCACUGAGACUCCAGGAUGCAAAUGGGAGGACAUUCUUGAGAGCGAGCCUGCCUUGAGGGGACAGAGUUUUUAUAUGGACCAGCUGCUCGAUCAAGAUGUGUUCGAGGACUUCCGGGAGAUCCACGACUCGUUUCUUCCAUUAGAGCCAACCUACAUGGCGACUGAGGGGUUGGGAAAAUUCCUGAUGAGGAGCUGGUCGAACGGCAUUGUCGUGUGCCAACUUGUCUUCUCAAACGCACACCUUGACAGGCGAACUUGGAUGGUCAGAGCGACGCUGCAGAACUCGCUGCAUCGGAAGCAACAAAUCUCCAAGGCACAGACAGUGAGGACCUACCGAGCCGAGGAGGCUCCGCUUUCCCUCAACCCCAUCAGGCUCAAAGUUCUCAUCUCAGAGCUCAUCCGCUGCUCUCCCGACCAGAUCGAAGUUCACAGCAACGAGCAGCGCGAGCGAGUCCGCACGGACCAGUCAGAGGCCACGAUCAGCCUGCUGCCCUCUUCCUCCGUCCUUGACCGCAGGACCCCCGAGCAGCUGCUGAUCGAGAUGGAGAGGACGAUCAUAGAGCUGGGUGAGAUGCGGAAACUCUCCUUCCCUCUCUCCCACGUCGUUCAGGUCGUCCCAGUCGAGCUCCCUCCCUCCCCCUUCCGCGAACACGCCGCAAACUUGGCAGCUGAUGUCAGCGCUCUCUCCCUCCCAUGGAAUGAGCACGCCGGGGAUCAAGACGUGUACGCUGGCGUGAUGUACGAGGAGGAGGGGAAGGACAACGAGGGCGAGGACGAGGACGAGGACGAGGACGAGGACGAGGACGAGGACGAGGACGAGGACGAGGAAGAGGACGAGGACGAGGAUGAAAAGGUUGAGAAUGAAGUUGGAGCGCGUCAAGAGGAGAAAAGAGAAAAACAGGAGGAGGUGGUGGUGGAGGAGGAGUGGCAGAAGGAGCAGAAGAAGGUUGACACGGGAUCAAACGGUGCGAGGGCUCGGCAGGCGGAGGUUCCGGUUCAUCAGCAGUCAAGUCCAGCUGCACCCCAGCUGAGGCCUGAGGUGUCAAACCGAGCGCAGAGGGUGGAAGAGGAGAGGAGGCGGAGGAUCGAAGGAUCGAGAGCUCCCAGCAUACCUCCAGCUGCCCCCUAUCAGCACGGGACGUCGCCGUCUGGCUCGAGCAGCUCAGGACUUCGCGUCUCUUCCCCCUCGCACUUUGUGCACAGAUCUCCCUAUACCAACGAAGCGUCAUCCUCUCCUCCUCCUCGCGUCUUCAGCCCCUCGCCCUCCCCUGCUCCUCCUCGCGCCUUCAGCCCCCGCUCCUCUGCUGCUAUUCCUGCCUCCCUACAGCUGCAUGAUCGUCGUUCUCUUCCUAAGUUGCUCCAGAGCAACCGGGAAGAUGAGCCACAAACGGUCACGGUCAAGAUCUUUGACAAGCCAGCUGGAGGAGGGACGGGAAGUGGGGCGGAGAGGCGAGGGAGGAGCGAGAAGAGCUCUGUGUUUGCUGCCUUGGACAGGCCGUCAGAGAAGAUGGAGAGCGAGAAAGAGAGGAAGGAGAAGAAACUUGAGCAGGUCGAGAGGAAGGGACGACCUGAUAUGGAGCAAGUCAACGGCGCGGGAGUAGCGACGAGGAGGCCUGUGACAGGAGGGAGCGAGAGGAAGAGCGAGAGACUGCUGGUCGAAGGAUGGCGACGAGCAAGCGCGCGAGAAGGGAGAGCAUCGGAGAUCAAGUGGGCGAGUGCGAUCGCACAGGAGGAGAUCGAUAGCGGAAUUUCCGGUCAGAAGAAGAGGAGGAUGGAUGAAGAGGGGCGGGUGGGGAGGCAGGAGAGGCAUUCCCCAUCAGAGGUGAAGGAGACGCAGGAGGAGACGACGGGGAGCGAGAGGGACAUUCGAAGGAGACUGAAACAGCUCAUCAGGAAAGACAUCAGAAGGUACAAGUCACAGCGCGACGUCGUUGGGAAAGUAGAUCUGCAAGACAUCGCCUACGCGUGA